GGGCUCUUCAUGAUGUGCAUCCCGCCCCCCAACGUCACCGGCUCGCUGCACCUGGGCCACGCGCUCACCAACGCCAUCCAGGACGCCCUGACCCGCUGGCACCGGAUGCGCGGCGAGACCACGCUGUGGAACCCGGGCUGCGACCACGCCGGCAUCGCCACGCAGGUGGUGGUGGAGAAGAAGCUGUGGCGGGAGCGGGGGCAGACGCGGCACGACCUGGGCCGGGAGGCGUUCGUCCGCGAGGUCUGGAAAUGGAAGAACGAGAAGGGCGACAGGAUCUAUCAUCAGCUCAAGAAGCUCGGCUCGUCCAUGGACUGGGAUAGAGCCUGCUUCACCAUGGACCCGAAACUGUCCUACGCUGUUCAGGAAGCCUUCGUCCGGCUGCACGAGGAGGGGGUGAUCUACCGCAGCAAACGUCUGGUCAACUGGUCCUGCACCCUGCACUCUGCCAUCUCCGACAUCGAG
This is a messenger RNA of Terrapene triunguis (Three-toed box turtle), 465 nucleotides long. Its product is annotated as valine--tRNA ligase-like. Gene Ontology annotation, biological process: valyl-tRNA aminoacylation. Gene Ontology annotation, molecular function: valine-tRNA ligase activity; ATP binding. Gene Ontology annotation, cellular component: cytosol. The transcript is spliced from 4 exons. Lineage: Eukaryota; Metazoa; Chordata; Testudines; Emydidae. The annotation marks the transcript as partial. The record is from RefSeq and is a predicted model, not a curated record.